Messenger RNA from Gambusia affinis (western mosquitofish), 1931 nucleotides. It is a transcript of the gene asmt2, whose product is annotated as acetylserotonin O-methyltransferase 2. NCBI's taxonomy places the organism in Eukaryota, Metazoa, Chordata, Actinopteri, Cyprinodontiformes, Poeciliidae. Gene Ontology annotation, molecular function: O-methyltransferase activity. The transcript has 9 exons. The coding region runs from base 169 to 1212 and encodes 347 amino acids. The record is from RefSeq and is a predicted model, not a curated record.
ACAUCUCUAGUCAUUUACUCGCCACCUGUUUCCUCCCGGCUGCCGCACCAGCUCCGACAUCUUGCCCGUUUUCAGCCAAACUACGCGACUUGAUAUUAUUCUAGGAUAACGGCGGCUACAAUUUUCCCCUCAAAAUAACGACAGCUUGGGAAAUUUUCUUGGGCAGCAAUGGCAGAACAUCUCUCUCAGAGUGAACUGGACUACCCAUUUAAACUUCUGGAGUAUUUCAACGGCUUCAGAGUGUCAAAGAUAAUAUUCUCAGCCUGUGAGCUCGGCGUCUUCGACCUCCUGCUGAAGUCCCAGGACGCCCUGAGUGCUCAACACGUGGCGCACGAACUGGGCACCAGCGUGGACGGGAUGGAGCGGCUGCUGGACGCCCUGGUGGGCAUCGAGAUCCUGGAGGUGGAGAAGGCCGAAGGGACAGCUCUGUACAGCAGCACAGACGUGGCUAACCUUUACCUGGCCAAAGGCAGCGCCAAAUCUCUUCACGACAUGAUCAUCUACCGCUCCCAAACCGUCUACCCGCUGUGGAACAACCUGGCGGACGCCAUCAGGGAGGGGAGGAACCAGUACGAAAAGACUUUCGGUCUUCCAUCUGCCCACUUUUUCCAAGCUAUUUACAGGUCUGAGGAGGAGAUGCUGAAAUUCAUGGGGAUCAUGAGCUGUCACUGGGUUCUGGACGGACACGAUGUUGUGACGGCGUUCGACCUCUCCCGCUUCCAGAAGGUCGUCGAUCUGGGAGGUUGCACUGGUGCUCUGGCCAAUGAAAUGGCGAGAGCGUAUCCCGCCUCGUCCGUCACCGUGUUUGACCUCCCGGAGGUGGUGGAAGCGGCUCAGAAACAUUUCAAACAGGACAGUGGCGUUACAUUUCAAUCAGGAGAUUUCUUCAGCGGUGAAAUUCCCGGUGCAGACUUGUAUGUGUUGGCCAGAGUCAUUCACGACUGGCCUGAGGAGAAGUGCCUGGAGCUGCUGAAGAAGAUCUAUGAGACUUGUAAGCCAGGUGGGGGCGUCCUGCUGGUGGAAGCGCUGCUGUUUGAAAACAGACGAGGGCCCAUCAUGGCGCAGAUCUUCUCCCUCAACAUGCUGGUGCAGACGCAGGGCAGGGAGCGCACCCCGUCCGAAUACACUCACAUGCUCAACAAGUCGGGCUUCCGCAACGUCCUGGUCUGCCGGACCGGGAAGUCCUACGAUGCCAUUUUGGCCGUCAGAUGAGCACGGAAACACUCUACGUGUCCCGACAGGGAAAUGAUGAGAGCACUGGUUUAAAAUCUUGAUUUAAAAUAAUGAGAUGAUGUGUUUGGGGUUAGGAGACGUAAACGUAAAACUUGAACCUUUGUCUAAAGAAAUCUUGUUCACUCAGCUCUUGGAUUUGGGUCAUAGUUCAACCUUCUCACAUACUGUGAGCCACUUCCUGUUCACUGUGAUGCUGCCUGGCUCCUUCUUAAUCUGCACAUUAAUCAAGUUCCUCAUAUAGACAGUUCUUUGUUCAGAAAAUAAUUUCCGAUUAUUCAUCACUGUGACACUGUUUACCAGCCUCUUGGAGGUGCUUUUAUGGUUCUACCCUUCAUCCUGGUGCUACUUUGUAAAACUUGGUGCAAAUCCUUAUAUACCUGAACAAACUUACCUACAUUUAAAGACUGUUUACAGCGUCUCGGCUUCAAAAUAGCUGCAGAUGGGUGUUCAUGUUGAGUAGAAGGUUAUAAAACAUUUCAGGAGUGGAGGCGAAUUCUGUUUGUGUAUCAAUAGUUCGAGUCUGUAUUAGAAAAAUCAACAGAUGAGCCACAAAUAUCGUCCUUUCUACAUCAGCAUAUUGUACUCCAAGACUGUUUCUGUGUCCUCCAGCUGCUCCUCUAGAAAAGAAAGCUGUGAUAUACAUUGUAAAUUUUCCUUUAUAAUUUUGGUUUAAUAAAAAAAAAGAAAGUUAACACUUU